AUGGAUCAGCCGCCGGACGCCAAACGCAUCGAGCGCGUUGUCCUAGCAUGUGUCCAAUGCCGGACUAGACACGUCAAGUGCGGCGCUGAGCAGCCCGUGUGCAACAGAUGCAGGCGUGAUGGAAAGGAGUGCGUUUACCAAAAGUCGAGAAGAGGAGGCCUAGACAAAGCGGCUCUGGCACGGCGACGGCUACGGUUGCAGGAAGAAGCCUGUAGUGUGCACCACGGCAAAGCCGCUUCUCAGGGCAGCACCGCUUCCGAGCAGCGUUCAUCUCCAGACUUGUCCGACGCCCACUCGUCUCUGGAUGUCUUGCAAAACCAUGUGACGUUCCAAAUCGACAAAGAUCGCCUUCUGGAGCUGUACUUUGACAACUUCUGGCCUCCCUUUCCUGUUGUCCUACCGCUUAGUCGCCUACAGACUAGGCGCCUAGAGGGGAGCCAUGGCAUGACGGUGCUGCUGUCUGUCUUGCAUUGGAUCGGCUCAAUGUACGCUCCAUGGGUGCUAUCGGAUCCCUACUACGAGGCAGCUGUCAAGGCAGUUGACCCUCUGACCCUCGCACAUACUCCAUUCAACGUUCAAGCCCUGAUGAUGUUUGCCCUCGGGCAGUUCCACUGCAACCUCAAAGGCGAAGCCCGCAAGACGCUAAGCGUAGCCACUACCAUCGCAUUGGCGCUUGGUAUGAACGAAAGAGCUUUUGCUCAAGCAUAUAGUGGAGGCGACCCCGUGCUGGCAGAAUCCUGGAGGAGAACCUACUACAUGCUUUGUCUUGUGGACCAGCACUUUGCUGUUGUCACCAAUACGCCCUUUUACCCACUGCUGUCUGUGCCCAACAACGUCGAUUUGCCCUGCGAUGAUGAGUAUUAUGAAUCUGGGCAAAUCCCCCCUGUGGCAACAUGGGCCGAAUACCAGCUCCGCGAGUUUGCAGAAGUCGAGGUGGUGUACUCUUCGCUCACUAAGCAACGUCGCCAGCCCAACGCUGCUAAUUUACGUGGUACUGACUCCAACAGUCAUGAAUACAUUCAUCGCGACGUCUCUAUCUGGUCAUCAUUGCUACCAGCCUGCAAGAAAGACCCAGUCAGUCUCAAUGGCCAGGUUGAUGAGAUGAUGUUUAUGGCCCACGUGUGUGUCGCCAUCCCAUUGAGUUCUUACAGCGUCAUGUCGACAAUCCAUCGGCCAUUCUCAUCACUAGCCUACUGUCCAGGGGAGUUGUCUACGCGAGCCUUCAUGGCGCCCUCCCCUUUUACCCUUGUGCCAAAGGCUGGCCGCAACGCACACACGGCUCGCGUGCUAAAAGCCACGGAAAUCCAAACCAGACUGCUUGCAAUCCCUUGUGCUUUGGAAAAGCACAACGUGUUCGUCAUGUGUGUGACGGCACAGCUUGCUGCCGUACAGAUAGCUGCAUGCACCUUUCUGCUCGACGGCCAAGCGCUCUCCAUAGCACGAGAUCGCGUCCGUCUCAGCAUCGGCGUUUUGAAGACCAUGGGGGCGAUCUGGCCUCUGGGGAAGGAGAUGGCAAGAGAAGUUCAGGCUAUCGCGCGGUCAAGUCUGUCCAGUACCAGUACCACUAUCCAGCAGCCCGCGUGCGUGGACGUGGAUCCUCCCGCUGCCGAAGUUGAAAUACCGCGGGAUGAUUUGAUAUGCCCUGUCGAUCCUUCGGCUCAGAUUGACAUCUACGCUGGUCUUACGAUGCCUGUGGAUUGGGAGACGACGCCUUUUAGCUAUACAUGUCGGAACUCGGCCAGCUAG
Molecule: messenger RNA, 1746 nt
Organism: Exserohilum turcica Et28A
Lineage: Eukaryota; Fungi; Ascomycota; Dothideomycetes; Pleosporales; Pleosporaceae
Exons: 6
Coding region: 1-1746 (581 amino acids)
Biological process (GO): regulation of DNA-templated transcription
Molecular function (GO): DNA-binding transcription factor activity, RNA polymerase II-specific; zinc ion binding
Source: RefSeq, a predicted model, not a curated record